GCCGGCGGCCGGCGAGGGAGGCGGAGGAGAUGCCGGCCACGGAGAAGGUGGCGGAGGACGCGCCCUGGAAGAAGAUCCAGCAGAACACGUUCACCCGCUGGUGCAACGAGCACCUCAAGUGCGCCAAGCGCCUGGGCGACCUGCAGCGCGACCUGGGCGACGGGCUGCGGCUCAUCGCGCUGCUGGGGCUGAGCCAGAAGCGCAUGUACCGCAAGUACCGCGCGCCCAACUUCCGCCAGAUGAAGCUGGAGAACGUGUCCGUGGCGCUGGAGUUCCUGGAGCGGGAGCACAUCAAGCUGGUGUCCAUCGACAGUAAAGCCAUCGUGGACGGGAACCUGAAUGAUCCUGGGCUGGUGUGGACGCUGAUCCUGCACUACUCCAUCUCCAUGCCCAUGUGGGAGGACGAGGACGAGGAGGACGCCAAGAAGCAGACGCCGAAGCAGCGGCUGCUGGGCUGGAUCCAGAACAAGGUGCCCCAGCUGCCCAUCACCAACUUCCACCGGGACUGGCAGGACGGCAAAGCCCUGGGCGCCCUGGUGGACAACUGUGCCCCGGGCCUGUGCCCAGACUGGGAGACCUGGGACCCCAACCAGCCAGUGGAGAAUGCCCGGGAAGCCAUGCAGCAAGCGGACGACUGGCUGGGCGUGCCCCAGGUGAUCGCCCCGGAGGAGAUCGUGGACCCCGACGUGGACGAACACUCGGUCAUGACCUACCUGUCCCAGUUCCCCAAGGCCAAGCUGAAGCCUGGGGCCCCCCUGCGCUCCAAGCAGCUGAACCCCAAGAAGGCCAUCGCCUAUGGCCCCGGGAUCGAGCCCCACGGGAACACGGUGCUGAAGCCAGCCCAGUUCACGGUGGAGACCCUGGAGGCGGGGCUGGGUGAGGUGCUGGUCUACAUCGAGGACCCCGAGGGACACACCGAGGAGGCCAAGGUGGUCGCCAACAACGACAAGAAGCGGACGUACUCGGUGACCUACGUGCCCAAGGUGGCUGGGCUGCACAAGGUCACGGUGCUGUUUGCCGGGCAGAACAUCGACAAGAGCCCCUUCAAUGUCCAUGUGGGCAUGGCGCUGGGCGAUGCCAACAAGGUGACAGCGCGGGGGCCCGGCCUGGAGCCUGUGGGAAACGUGGCCAACAAGCCCACCUACUUCGACAUCUACACAGCAGGUGCGGGCACGGGCGACGUGGGCGUGGUCAUCAUGGACCCGCAGGGCCGGCGCGACACCGUGGAGGUGGUGCUGGAGGACAAAGGUGACAGCACCUUCCGCUGCACCUACCGGCCCAUGCUGGAGGGACCAACCAUCUGCGUCACCUUCGCCGGCACCCAGAUCCCCCGGAGUCCCUUCGCCGUCAACGUCUCCGAAGCCUGCAACCCCAACGCCUGCCGGGCCACGGGCCGUGGCCUCCAGCCCAAGGGCGUGCGGGUCAAGGAGGUGGCUGAUUUCAAGGUCUACACCAAGGGUGCUGGCAGUGGCAAGCUCAAGGUCGUGGUGAAGGGGCCGAAAGGCACGGAGGAGCCGGUGAAGGUGCGAGAGGCUGGCGAGGGAGUGUACGAAUGUGACUACCCCGUGGUGCCUGGCAAAUACGUGGUGGCCAUCUCCUGGGGUGGCUACAGCAUCCCCGCAGGUAAGGGAGGCCUGCGCCCCUUUGAGGUGCAGGUGGCACCAGAGCCAGGCACCCAGAUCAGGGCCUGGGGUCCGGGCCUGGAGACUGGCGUGGUGGGCAAAUCGGCCGACUUCGUGGUUGAGGCGAUUGGCACCGAAGUGGGGACACUGGGCUUCUCCAUCGAGGGCCCGUCGCAGGCGAAGAUCGAGUGCGAUGACAAGGGGGACGGGUCAUGAGUGCGCUACUGGCCCACGGAGCCUGGGGAAUACGCCGUGCAUGUCAUCUGCGAUGACGAGGACAUCAAGGACAGCCCCUUCAUCGCACACAUCAAGCCGGCCACCAACGAGUACUUCCCAGAGAAGGUGAAGGCCUUCGGGCCCGGCCUGGAGCCCACCGGCUGCAUCGUGGACAAGCCAGCGGAGUUCACCAUCGACGCGCGAGCAGGGAAAGCCGAGCUCAAGAUCUAUGCCCAGGUAGGAGGGGCCCCAGUGGGGGGGCUUCCCAUCGACAUCAAGAUCAAGGACAACGGUGACAACUUCCACUGUGUCUACGUGCCCAUCAAGCCCAUCAAACACACCAUCAUCAUCUCCUGGGGCGGGGUGAACAUCCCCAAGAGCCCCUUCCGGGUGACCGUGGGUGAGGGCAGCCACCCGGAGAAGGUGAAGGUGUACGGCCCUGGCGUGGAGAAGACAGGGCUCAAGCCAACGAACCCCUACUUCACUGUGGACUGCAGCGAGGCUGGGCAAGGGGAUGUGAGCAUUGGGAUCAAGUGCGCUCCAGGCGUGGUGGGGCCAGUGGAGGCUGACAUCGAAUUUGACAUCAUCAAGAACGACAACGACACGUUCACAGUGAAGUACACGCCGCCAGGCGCUGGGCGUUACAUCAUGGUGCUCUUUGCCAACCAGGUACGGACUGGUGCCAGCCCCUUCCGCAUCAAGGUGGACCUCCACGACGCCAGCAAGGUGAAGGCUGAGGGGCCCGGGCUCAGCAGGACAGGAGUGGAGGUUGGGAAACCCACCCACUUCAGGUUCACCAGGUGCGCCGGCAAGGCCACGCUGGACGUGCGUUCGCUGGGGCGGCAAAGGGUCCCGGCCGUGCGGGACUACGAGAUCAUCGAUAACCACGACUACUCAUACACCGUCAAGUACACCGCCGUCCAGCAGGGCAAUCUGGCUGUGACAGUGACGUAUGGGGGACCCGUGCCCAAGAGCCCCUUCACCGUCAGCGUGGCACCUCCCCUGGAUCUCAGCAAGGUCAAAGUGCAGGGACUCAACAACAAGGUGGACGUGGGCAGGGACCAGGAGUUUGCGGUGAACACACGUGGUGCCGGGGGGCAGGGCCAGGUGGACGUGAAGAUCACCUCGCCCUCCCGCCGGCCCAUCCCCUGCAAGGUGGAGACGGGCACCAGCAACGACAUCCACACCGUCAAGUACAUGCCCCCUGAGGAGGGGCCCUACAAGGUGGACGUGGCCUAUGAUGGGCACCCUGUGCCGGGCAGCCCCUUCGUCGAGGGGGUGAUGCCUCCGGACCCGUCCAAGGUGUGCGCCUACGGGCCGGGCCUGGAAGGCGGCUUCGUGGGCAAGCCGGCCCCCUUUGCCAUCGACACCAAGGGCGCGGGCACUGGCGGGCUGGGCCUGACGGUGGAGGGCCCGUGCGAGGCCAAGAUCGAGUGCCAGGACAACGGGGACGGGUCGUUCGUGUCCUACCUGCCGACGGAGCCAGGCGAGUACUCCAUCAACAUCCUCUUUGCCGAGUCCCACAUCCCCGGCUCGCCCUUCAAGGCCAACAUCCAGCCGCUCUUCGACCCCAGCAAGGUGACGGCCAGCGGGCCGGGGCUGGAGCGCGGCACGGCGGGUGAGACCGCCACCUUCCUAGUGGACUGCUCCAAGGCGGGCGAGGCCGCGCUCACCAUCGAGAUCGUCUCCGAGGCGGGGGUCAAGGCCGAGGUGGUGAUCCAGAACAAUCGCGACGGCACCUACACCAUCACCUACAGCCCUGCCUUCCCCGGCACCUACACCAUCACCAUCAAGUACGGCGGGCACCCCGUGCCCAAGUUCCCUGCCCGCGUCAACGUCCAGCCCGCCGUCGACACCAGCGCCGUCAAGGUCUUCGGGCCUGGUGUGGAGCCGCGAGGUGUCCUGCGCGAGGUCACCACCGAGUUCACCGUGGACGCCCGCUCGCUCACCAAGACGGGCGGUAGCCACAUCAAGGCGCGCGUCAUUAAUCCCUCGGGUGCCAAGAGAACCUACCUCACAGACAACGGCGACGGGACUUACCGCGUCCAGUACACGGCCUACGAGGAGGGCUUGCACCGGGUGGAGGUGACAUAUGACGAGGUGCCAGUACCCAAGAGCCCGUUCCGCGUGGCCGUCGCUGAGGGCUGCGAGCCCAGCCGUGUGCGCGCCUACGGCCCCGGCCUGGAGGGGGGGCUGGUGAACAAGUCCAACCGCUUCACCGUGGAGACCAGGGGCGCUGGCACCGGCGGGCUGGGCCUGGCCAUCGAGGGGCCCUCGGAGGCCAAGAUGUCCUGCAAGGACAACAAGGACGGCAGCUGCAGUGUGGAGUACAUCCCCUUCACGGCCGGCGACUACGACGUCAACAUCACCUUCGGGGGGCGCCCCAUCCAAGGGAGCCCCUUCCGAGUGCCCGUGAAGGACGUGGUGGAUCCCAGCAAGGUGAAGUGCUCGGGUCCCGGGCUGGGGGCUGGCGUCCGGGCCCGUCCCCAGACCUUCACCGUCGACUGCAGCAAGGCUGGGCUGGCGCCCCUAGAGGUGACCGUCCUCGGGCCCUCAGGCCUGGCCGAGCCGGUGGACGUGCGGGACAACGGGGACGGCACCCACAAGGUGAACUACACCCCGGCCAGCGACGGGCCCUACACCGUGGCCGUCAAGUACGCCGACCAGGAGGUGCCGCGCAGCCCGUUCAAGAUCAAGGCACUGCCCGCUCACGAUGCCAGCAAGGUGCGGGCCAGCGGGCCAGGCCUCAGUGCCGCGGGCAUCCCCGCCAGCCUGCUGGAGUUCACCAUCGACGCACGUGACGCCGGCGAGGGGCUGCUCACUGUGCAGAUCCUGGAUCCUGAGGGCAAGCCCAAGAAGGCCAACAUCCGGGACAACGGGGACGGCACCUACACGGUGUCCUACGUGCCCGACCUGACGGGGCGCUACACCAUCACCAUCAAGUAUGGGGGCGACGAGAUCCCCUUCUCGCCCUUCCGCACCCUGGCCCAGCCCAGCGGCGAUGCCAGCAAGUGCCUGGUCACAGUGUCCAUUGGGGGCCAUGGACUGGGCGCCUGCUUGGGCCCCACCAUCCAGAUCGGGGAGGAGACGGUGAUCACGGUGGAUGCCAAAGCGGCAGGCAAGGGGAAGGUGACGUGCAAGGUGUCCACGCCGGACGGGGCCGAGCUGGACGUGGACGUGGUGGAGAACCACGACGGCACCUUCGAUAUCUACUACACGGCGCCCGAGCCGGGCAAAUACGUCAUCACCAUCCGCUUCGGGGGCGAGCUCAUCCCCAACAGCCCCUUCCAUGUGCUGGCCACGGACCAGCCCGCCACGCCCGCCGAGAGCCUGGACUCCAUGCUGCGGCCCUUCAACCUCGUCAUCCCCCUCACCGUGCAGAAAGGGGAGAUCACCGGCGAGGUGCGCAUGCCCUCGGGGAAGACGGCCCGGCCCAGCAUCACGGAUAACAAGGAUGGGACGGUGACCGUGAGGUUUGCACCUGUGGAGAAGGGUUUGCACGAGAUGGACAUCAAAUACGAUGGCAACCACAUCCCCGGGAGCCCCCUGCAGUUCUACGUGGACGCCAUCCACCCCCGCCACGUCAGCGCCUACGGGCCCGGCCUGAGCCACGGCAUGGUCAACAGGCCGGCCACCUUCACCAUCGUCACCAAGGGCGCCGGCGAAGGGGGGCUGUCGCUGGCCGUGGAGGGCCCGUCCAAGGCCGAGAUCACCUGCAAAGACAACAAGGACGGGACCUGCACCGUGUCCUACCUGCCCACUGCACCCGGCGACUACAGCGUCAUCGUCCGCUUCGACGAGCAGCACGUCCCGGGGAGCCCCUUCACCGCCAAGAUCACCGGGGACGACUCCAUGCGGACGUCCCAGCUCAACGUGGGCACCUCCACCGAUGUGUCGCUGAAGAUCAGCGAGAGCGAUCUGAGCCUGCUGACGGCAUCCAUCCGGGCACCCUCCGGCCACGAGGAGCCCUGCCUGCUCAAGAGACUGCCCAACCGCCACAUCGGCAUCUCAUUCACCCCCAAGGAGGUGGGGGAGCACGUGGUGAGUGUGCGGAAGAGCGGGAAGCACGUCUCCAACAGCCCCUUCAAGAUCCUGGUGGGGCAGUCGGAGAUCGGCGACGCCAGCAAGGUGAAGGUGUGGGGCAAGGGGCUGGUGGAGGGGCACACCUUCGAGGUGUCUGAGUUCAUCGUGGAUACCCGCACCGCAGGCUAUGGCGGGCUAGGCCUGUCCAUCGAGGGGCCCAGCAAGGUGGACAUUAACUGUGAGGACGUGGAGGACAGAACCUGCAAGGUGACCUACUGCCCCACCGAGCCCGGCAAUUACAUCAUCAACAUCAAGUUUGCCGACAAGCACGUGCCAGGGAGCCCCUUCACAGUGAAGGUGACGGGUGAGGGGCGCAUGAAGGAGAGCAUCACGCGCCGGCGCCAGGCACCCUCCAUCGCCAGCAUCGGCAGCACCUGCGAUCUCAACCUCAAGAUCCCAGGGAACUGGUUCCAGAUGGUGUCAGCGCAGGAACGGCUCACGCGGACCUUCACGCGCAGCAGCCACACGUACACGCGCACGGAGCGCACCGAGAUCAGCAAGACGCGGGGCGGCGAGACCACGCGGGAGGUGCGGGUGGAGGAGUCCACGCAGGUCGGCGGGGCCCCCUUCCACAACGUCUUCGGCGACUUCCUGGGCCGCGAGAGCCUCGGGUCCUUCGGCAGCAUCGCCCGGCCUCAGGAGGGCGAGGCGGGCGCCCCGACCAUGACGGCCCAGGUGACCAGCCCGUCGGGGCAGAUGGCCGACGCGGAGAUCAUCGAGGGCGAGGACAGUGCCUACAGCGUGCGCUUCGUGCCCCAGGAGAUGGGCGCCCACACCGUCCACGUCAAGUACCGCGGGCAGCACGUGCCUGGCAGCCCCUUCCAGUUCACCGUGGGGCCCAUGGGCGAGGGGGGCGCCCACAAGGUGCGGGCUGGGGGCACUGGCCUGGAGAGGGGCGUCGCCGGAGUGCCAGCCGAGUUCAGCAUCUGGACGCGGGAGGCGGGUGCCGGGGGCCUCUCCAUCGCCAUCGAGGGGCCCAGCAAGGCUGAGAUCGCCUUCGAGGACCGGAAGGACGGCUCCUGCGGCGUCUCCUACAUCGUGCAGGAGCCAGGGGACUACGAAGUGUCCAUCAAGUUCAACGAGGAGCACGUCCCCGACAGCCCCUUCGUGGUGCCAGUGGCCUCCCUCUCUGACGAUGCCCGCAGGCUGACGGUGACCAGCCUCCAGGAGACGGGGUUAAAGGUCAACCAGCCAGCGUCCUUCGCGGUGCAGCUCAACGGGGCGCGGGGCGUGAUCGACGCCAAGGUGCACACGCCCUCGGGCAUGGUGGAGGAGUGCUACAUCUCGGAGCUGGACAGCGAUAAAUCCACCAUCCGGUUCAUCCCGCGGGAGAACGGCGUGCACUCUAUCGACGUCAAGUUCAACGGGCGCCACAUCCCGGGCAGCCCCUUCAAGAUCCGUGUGGGGGAGCAGAGCCAGGCUGGGGACCCAGGCCUCGUCUCAGCAUACGGCCCGGGCCUGGAGGGUGGCAUCACAGGCGUGUCCUCCGAGUUCUUCGUCAACACCGUGAACGCUGGCUCAGGCGCCUUGGCCGUCACCAUCGAUGGCCCCUCCAAGGUGAAGCUGGACUGCCAGGAGUGCCCCGAGGGCCACCGAGUCACCUACACGCCCAUGGCGCCCGGCAGCUACCUCAUCUCCAUCAAGUAUGGCGGCCCCCAGCACAUCGUGGGCAGCCCCUUCAAAGCCAAGGUCACAGGGCCACGUCUCUCUGGCGGCCACAGCCUCCACGAGACGUCCACUGUCCUGGUGGAGACAGUCACCAAGUCCUCGUCCUCCGUGGGCAGCAGCUUCAGCUCCAUGCCCAAGUUCUCCUCCGACGCCAGCAAGGUGGUGGCCCGGGGGCCCGGGCUCACCAAGGCCUUCGUGGGCCAGAAGAACACCUUUACCGUGGACUGCAGCAAGGCUGGCACCAACAUGCUGAUGGUCGGUGUGCACGGCCCCAAGACACCGUGCGAGGAGGUGUAUGUCAAGCACGUGGGCAACCGGGUGUACAACGUCACCUACACUGUCAAGGAGAAGGGGGACUACGUCCUCAUCCUCAAAUGGGGCGACGAGGGCGUGCCAGGCAGCCCCUACCAGGUCACCGUGCCCUAGCCAGGAGCCAGCACCCGGAGCUGCGGCGCCUCCCCUGGGCACGGCAAGGCGCCCACCCCUUUCCCCUCCUCUCACACUCACACACACACACACACACACACACACGCGUGCGCGCGCUCCCCCGCCCCCAGCCAGUGCCCCCCAAACUCCGUCCCGCCCACGGGUGAAGAGCCAUCAGCCACAGACUCCACUGUCCUGCCCUGCACCAAGGACUGUUCUUGCCAAACAGCACCUGCCAGCUGCCCACAAUGCUCCUCUGCGAGGCUGCCCGCCAGCUGCCCACAAUGCUUCUCUGCGGGGGCACCAGCCAGCUGCCCACAAUGCUUCUCUGCGGGGCCCUGAUAGGGGCACUGAAUUGGGUGAAAGGAAGAGAGGAACUUUUUAUAGUGGUUUUUCAUCACUUCCUCUCUGCUUUCCUCCAGUACUAGCCUAGCUGGAGGGGCAGUGGACAUGACCAGGGCACAGACCGGGCACAGGCAGGGCAGAGGGCAUGGCUACGGUGCAGAGCGGGCACUGGCAGGGCAGAGGGCAUGGCUAGGGUGCAGACCAGGCACAUAUGGGGCAGUGGGCAUGGCCAGGGUGCAGACUGGGCACAGGUGGGCACAGCUAGGGCACAAAAGGGGUGUAGGGCAUGGCUGGGAUACAGACCAGGCACAGAUGGGAAGGAGAGCAUAGCUGGGGAUGUAGAUGGGUGCAGGGCAUGGCUGGGCACAGACUGGCAGAGGGCAUGGCCCAGAGCAUGACAAAGGGCAGAUGAGGUUGUAGACAGGCUAGGUUUGAGCAGAAAAAGGGCCGGGGCAGGAAGCCGCUUUCCCGGGUUGGGGCUCCCGGUUGUACGUGGGCAAGGGGUGAGCUGCUGUGGGGGGGGGAGAGGUCAGCGUGCACCCCAGGGCUCAUCUCCCCGCUCUGAGUGAGAGGCCCAGCCCUGAGGACCAAGGGAGGGGCCUGGGAGGGGCUGGAUAGGUGGGUGCCACCAAGGGACAUGCCAGCCCAGCUCAGGGGGAGAUUGAGGGGCCCCUGCCCCACAGGUGCUGAGAGGGGCUAGGCUGCAAGUGUCUGGGGUCUGCUCCGUGAGCCCAGGGCAGCAUGCCCUGGAGCCGGUGCCAGGAAGGGGAAAACCAAGUGGGCUGUGAUGCCCACCACCCCCCAGGCCGGAGCCCACUGGCCCCAUGCACACAGCCCAGAGAGCCAAGCCCUAGGGAAGUGGGGAGCUCCCAAGGGUGCUGGGGGCCUGGUAGGUGUCUGGUCAUCCCCUGCCCUUGGCUAAUGCCUGCUGUGCCCUUCUGCCCAUCCUUGGCCUCUGGCGCAGCCCACUGCCUCCCUGAGCUGCUCAGGGGCCGAGUUGCUGUCUGGCUCCUGAUGCUUUUUGAAAAAACACGCCCUAAAAAUACCCCCGCCCGGGUGCCCGGCCCCUGGUGCGUGGUCUGCAGGUGCCUCCGGGUCUGUACGUGUGAGGGGAGCCCCUGGUGCUCCCGGCUUCGUUCUCUGCCGAGCGCCGGGGCCGGCCACCCUGCCAGGGAAAUAAAGUGACUUGCUAAG
Dermochelys coriacea (leatherback sea turtle) is the source of this 9554-nucleotide messenger RNA. RefSeq names its product filamin C (gene FLNC). Gene Ontology annotation, molecular function: actin filament binding. NCBI's taxonomy places the organism in Eukaryota, Metazoa, Chordata, Testudines, Dermochelyidae. Gene Ontology annotation, biological process: actin cytoskeleton organization. The record is from RefSeq and is a predicted model, not a curated record.